ACCGCCAGUGACUGUAGGAGGGGUAACAGAGGUAGAGACCUCCUAUCCCUCUGUUCCACCUUUCCAGGGCUCUCUCCCUCCCUUCCUCUCAGUCUGAAAGACUCCGGCUUCAGCUCGGAACAUUCACGGCGGAAUCCGGUAGUAAAGAUGCGGGCAAUCGGAGCCGCGGGAGUCGCUGAGCUGUGGGCCGUACUGGCCGUUCUGUUGGGCGGCGUCGUGUGCGAACUGGUGACGCUAGUGCAGGAGCAAGUGAAGCCCGAAUCCCCGGUGCUGCCGCCGAAGGUUAUGAUCGCGAUCCUGGCUCGGAACGCAGCGCACAGCCUGCCGCACUACCUGGGCUGCAUCGAGAGGCUGGAGUACCCGAAGGAGCGCAUAGCGAUCUGGGCAGCGACAGACCAUAACAUGGAUAACACCACAGCCAUGUUGAGAGAAUGGCUGAAGAGAGCGCAGCAUGUUUAUCACUAUGUGGAGUGGAGGCCGAUGGAGGAGCCGAGUUCCUACACAGAUGAGUGGGGUCCGAAACACUGGCCUCCUUCCAGAUUCAGCCAUGUUAUGAAGCUGAGACAGGCAGCUCUGAAGGCUGCUCGAGAACGAUGGGCCGACUACAUACUGUUUGUUGACAGCGACAACCUGCUGACCAACCCCCAACUGCUGAACCUGCUGAUAGCCGAGAACCUUACGCUGGUCGCUCCCAUGAUGGAGUCUCGCUCUCUCUAUUCCAACUUCUGGUGUGGCGUCACCCCACAGGGUUACUACAAACGAACCCCAGACUACCAGCCAAUCAGGGAGUGGAAGAGACUGGGCUGCUUUCCUGUCCCCAUGGUGCACAGCACCUUCUUUUUGGAUCUUCGGCGUGAAUCCAGUCGGGACUUGGCUUUCUACCCACCUCACCCGGAUUACAGCUGGGCUUUUGAUGAUAUCAUGGUGUUUGCCUUCUCGGCACGUCAAGCAGGUGUUCAGAUGUACGUGUGCAACAGGGACCACUAUGGCUUUCUGCCUGUCCCGCUCAAGGCCCAACAAAACGAGGAGGAUGAAACGGAGAGUUUCAUACACACCAUCACAGAAGCUCUGAUUGAACACGACAUUGACUCCUCUCAGUAUGUCUACGCUCCGCCGGUGCCCCCAGACUUAAUGAACUUUGAUGAAAUUUUCCUGAUUAACUUGAAACGCCGGCUGGACAGAAGGACCAGGAUGCUGAAAACAAUGGCCUCUAUGGGCCUUCGAGCCACACUGAUUGACGCAGUGGACGGGAAAGCUCUCAAUACGUCCCAGCUGCAGGCGCUGGGAAUUGAGAUGUUGCCAGGCUACAAGGAUCCAUAUUCUGGUCGUGUCCUCACCAGAGGGGAGAUUGGCUGCUUCCUGAGUCAUCACUCUAUAUGGAAACUGGUGGUCGAGCGUGGCCUCCAGAAGGUUCUCGUUCUGGAGGAUGAUGUGAGGUUUGAGCCCAGGUUCAAACGCAGGCUUCAGGCCAUAAUGGAGGACGUAGACAGAGCCCAGCUGGACUGGGACCUCAUCUAUGUGGGAAGAAAGCGUAUGCAGGUACACCAGCCAGAACAUUCAGUGGAAGGUGUGAACAACCUGGUUGAAGCUGACUAUUCCUACUGGACCCUGGCCUACGCUCUUUCACAGCAAGGGGCCCAAAAGUUACUGGCAGUUCAGCCAUUAACGAAGAUGCUGCCUGUCGAUGAAUUUCUUCCCAUCAUGUUCAACAAACACCCCAAUGUUCAGUACAUGUCCCAUUUCGAGCCACGGGACCUGAAGGCCUUCUCCGUGGAGCCACUGCUGCUCUAUCCCACCCAUUACACCGGAGAGGCGGGCUACAUCAGCGACACCGAGACUUCCACCAUCUGGGACGACGAAGCCGUGGCCACGGACUGGGACCGGCAGCACGCUCGCAAGACGUCCCAGCAGGACAGCAUCCGGCCCAUGGCGCAAAACAGCGUGACUGGAGAUUCGCCGCCUCCUGCCGCCCGAGCUUCACGCGAUGAGCUCUGAUCAAGACAGAGGAGAGACUCGGUUAAUUGCCAACAUAUGCACACUUGGGGGAAAAAAACUGGAGCUGACAUACUUUACAGGCAUUCACAUCAAUAAAAAACAGGUGGAUUAAGGUAGAAAUGAGAUGAACCUGGUAUCUGCUGCCUGAGGAAGGGACGAAGCAAGCAGAAUCUAGGACGAGAGCCAGCACAACUUCUACAUAGAGCUUUAUUUAUUCUCCAUGUGUCUCCUCAGUGCAUGUGGAUCCAGUUACAGCCUGAAAACUUUAUACACGGAAGUUGGCUAACAGCAUUUACAUGAUGUGAAAUGAAAAAAAAAAAUCUUAUGUGAAAUAAUUUUUAUGUUUAAAGAAGAUUAUUUUUAUUUAAACAGAAUAGAUGUGUGUCUAACAGACUGUGGGGGAAAAAAAAGACACUUAAAGCUGAACGCAAACUUUUUCACAAAGCUGUGCAUCAACAUCUCUAAUGUAUUUACGUUUAGGUUUGGUCACUGGUGCGUUUUCAUGUUCUUCCAAAACUGAACACGUGUUGGAGGACAGAGGCUGACGUUUUGUACCCAGGGGUGUCACUUUUUCAGAUGAUGUAAUGCAAACUGAAAAAAAUAAAAAUAUCCAGUCAUUUCUUGCCAAGCAGCAGGGCAGUAACAGAUGUUGUUAGGGCCAAGAGUUUCUGUUGCAGCAGAAAGAAGAGUCUUCAUUGCAGGCUGGUCCUGCUUGUUAACAUUUCAGGGCAUCUUGUUGCAAUUAAAAUGAACGAUGAACAGUUUUAAUAACCUCUGGUGAUUUUAAAACCUAUGGCUUGGGUUUUUUGGAUUCUUCAGUUCUGUGCAGCACAGGCACUUCUUUGUUCAGUUGUGCUGCUGAGUUGAAGCAAUAAAACAGCUUCUUCACCUCUGUGCUAUCUCUGUCUCUGCAGACUAAACUGACAGAUGUUAGUUGUCUUUUUACACUCUCCUGGGUUGUUGUUGUACUUGCUUGGUGGAGUGUUUCGAGGCUAUAAAAAAAUUGCUCAGCCAGAUUAAAGCUUAUGAAACAAAUCAACAGAAAACGUUUUCUUCUCUGCUAGUAAUUAACUUGUGUAUAUUAUUGUUUGAAGAGUUGAGAACAAGCAUAAAUUUCAGCUGAAUAUUCCCAUGACCCCCUAGGAUCCCCUGUAAUGGGAUUCAGAACCAUGGGAUUACACAGAUGGUGGUAAAACACAACAGAAACUUAGGCCUCCCUCUUAAUUUAAGGGUUUGAGCAGUGAUUGUGUAAAGGUCAAUCUAUCUUUGUUGGUGCUACCUCCUGGUGUUCACCAGUUCCUUGAAAUAUUUCUCACAGUUCUGUUUCUUAUGUUCUGUGGGAUAUAACUGGGGAAAUAAGGGGUUACAGUUACAGUUCCUUCCAAAGAUUCACACACCUCUUGAACUUUUGCACGUUUUGUGAUAUUACAACCAAAUACUUAUUUUGUGUAAUAGACCAAGGAACAGAGUUAAUGUUUUUUUUUUUUACAAAUAAAAAUCUGAGAAUUUUGGGUGUAUUUGUAUUACUCCGAUACCCCUAAAUAAAAUCCUGUUUAACCGGUAGCCUUUAAAAGUCAAUUAGUAAAUGUGCGUAGUCUGUAACACCUCAAUAUGAAUUCAGCUGUUCUGUGACGGCCUCAGAGGUUUGUUAGACAACAUUAGUGAACAAACAGCGUCAUGAAGACCAAGGAAGAAAGCAGACAGGUUAGAAAAAAAAUUCUGGAGAAGUUUUAAUGAACUUUAGAUUUUAAAAGUAAUCUGAAAUUAAUGAAGGAGGAGAAACCAAAGUUUCUAUGAAACUAUGGAAACUAUGAAAUCUAAAAUAAGGCCUGUUUGCCUCCAGGUGUGUAAGGGACAGAGUAAACAUAGAAGAAGCAGCUCAGAUCAGAUGUGAGCACAAGUUAACUUUUUUGCCUACAUUUAAAACACUAAUCUGUGUCAAAAAAAGCCCCCGAAAACACUGCACAUCACCCUGAACACACCAGCCCCACUGUGGAACAUGGUAGAGGCAGCAUCAUGCUAGAUGUUUUUCUUUUAAAGGCCAUCAAAAGACUUGAGAACUGGGCCUUCCAGAAGGACAGCGAACCUAAACAUAGUGCAUCCAGUGCUACGAUGAAAGUUUAGGUCCAAGAACAUUUAGGCGUCCAAAUUGUUUUGUCAAGCAAUGACUCAGAGAGGCUGAAUUCAAGUGCAAGUUAAACUUUACAGAUUUAUAUUUAAUUUCAAUUUCAUGUGUCUUUCUAUUUGCAAGCUCCCAAAAAUGGUUGAAUUCUUUCAAAAUGCAAAAAAGGUUCAAAGGUUGUGAAUAGUUUUACAAUGGUCUGUAUAUGUAGUGCAGAAUAAAAGAGGAAAAGUUGUAACCUAGAUACAUCAUUUGAUUUCUUAAAUGUUUUCAGUUGAGGUGGAAAAAGGGGACAAAAACAAUUGUUUCUUGUUUACUCAAAUAAUGUGUUGAAAAUAUUUAGUUGAAGUAUAUUAACUAUCUUUCUGUCAUACUGUCAUAAAGUUAAUUCUUGCUGUUGUUAAAUUUAUUUGCAGGUUUUUAUGCUUGUGGUGCUUCAUUUAACGGAAAAUGUGUUAUCCUUUGUUGCCCUCUGUUGGCCAUAGAUGAAUACUUCACUAAAUACUUUCACAUUAAAUUAAACAUUUCAAGGUA
Messenger RNA from Girardinichthys multiradiatus, 4651 nucleotides. It is a transcript of the gene colgalt2b, whose product is annotated as collagen beta(1-O)galactosyltransferase 2b. Lineage: Eukaryota; Metazoa; Chordata; Actinopteri; Cyprinodontiformes; Goodeidae. Bases 148 to 1995 code for a protein of 615 amino acids. The transcript has 12 exons. Gene Ontology annotation, molecular function: procollagen galactosyltransferase activity. The record is from RefSeq and is a predicted model, not a curated record.